Ictalurus punctatus (channel catfish) is the source of this 1655-nucleotide messenger RNA. It is a transcript of the gene krt1-c5, whose product is annotated as keratin, type 1, gene c5. The transcript has 9 exons. Bases 129 to 1400 code for a protein of 423 amino acids. Gene Ontology annotation, molecular function: structural molecule activity. Lineage: Eukaryota; Metazoa; Chordata; Actinopteri; Siluriformes; Ictaluridae. The record is from RefSeq and is a predicted model, not a curated record.
CAGUCAUAUAAAUGACGCCUGAUCCAAGAGGGUCUGAAUCAAACACGAAUUGUGUCCACUAUUAGGAAAGCCUCUGUUUACCUGAUAUACUGUGAAACAGUCAUCCUCUUCUGUCCAUCACUGCCAUCAUGACCGCCAGCAUCUCAGUGCAUACAUACUCUGCAGCCCGCCAGCCUUCUUUCUCAAGCUCUUCUUUGCGAGACGGAGGCAUUCGGGGACGUUCUAAAGCCCCUGUGCUCUCUUCAACAAGCACACGCUCACUCUAUCGUUCCAUGUCUGUGGGCAAUGGGCUCAACAACCUGAGCAACCUCUCUCUGAAUGGGACCAGUGAGAAAGAGACGAUGAAGGGUCUCAAUGAUCGACUGGCCAGCUAUCUCAGCAAGGUGCGGUCACUGGAGAAGUCCAAUGCUGAUCUGGAGUUGAAGAUCAAGCAGCUCAUGCUGGAGAGGAUGCCUAAAGGUCAUGACAUAGAAGGCAUGAUGGCUCAGGCUCAUGCUAUUGGGCAGGAGGUAAGGAAAAAGACACUGGCGAAUGCUCGCAUUAUGCUGGAAAUUGACAACGCCAAGCUGGCUGCAGAUGACUUCCGGAUUAAAUGGGAGUCAGAGGCUGCUCUGUGUCAGUCAGUGGAGAGGGACUGUGUUGCUUUGCGCCGGGCGAAACAAGAGCAUGACCAGAUCAUCACAACCCUCCGAGGAGACCUGGAGAGUCUAAAAGAGGAGCUAUAUUUCCUGAAGAAGAACCAUGAAGAGGACAUGACCACACUGAAGGCCCGUUUGGCCAACGAGCAGGUGAAUGUAGAGGUGGACGCAGCACCAGGGCCACACUUAGGAACUGUCAUGGCUGAACUGAGGUGCCAGUAUGAGGGUAUUGCACGCAAAAAUAAGGAGGAUGCUGAAAUGUGGUGCCUAAAAAAGCUGGAGACGUUGCAGUCGGAGGUGAAGGAGAGUAAUGAAGCUCUACGAAGUGCUCAGAAUGAGCUCAAUGAGAGACGCCGCUUCCUGCAAGGGCUUGAGGUGGAGCUGGACAGCCUGCACAAACAGGUUAGUGUUCUGGAGGGGAACCUUGGAGAGACAAGUCAUAAAUACACCCUUGAGAUGGAGCACAUGCAAGGAACACUGACGCAACUAGAGGAGGAACUCUCACAACUACGCCUGGACAUGCAGCGCAUCAAAACCGACUACGAACAGCUACUGCGGGUCAAGCAGAACUUGGAGCUGGAGAUCGCCACCUACAGGAGACUGCUGGAGGGAGAGGAUGUGGUUAAAGAGACUCCAACACCUAAAAAAGAACCAGAGGUAAAGACACGCAAGAUUGUAAAGGUAGUCACCCAGACUAUGGUGAAUGGUAAAGUGGUGGAAGAAUCAAGCGAGGUGGAGCAGUUCGAGGAGCGCAACAAGUGAAUCCUGCUUCUGCAGCAUUCACCAUCUUUACUGCUCCAUUGUGAUAGUGUGGCUUUCCCCAAACACAUCUGAAUGGAAAUAAAUACUGUAUUGAAAAAUCAAAAUACUUGGCAUAUUAAUCUCUCCUAGCCAAUGUUUAUGAAGAUGAUUGGAUUGAAGUGUGAAGUAUGACAGUGGAUACUGUAGACUCUGUAGUUAACUGUGGUUCAGGCUGAUAUCUAAGUAGCAAAUAAAUAAAUAAACAAACAAACUAUA